Messenger RNA from Melospiza georgiana, 4340 nucleotides. RefSeq names its product NOP2/Sun RNA methyltransferase family member 7 (gene NSUN7). The transcript is spliced from 11 exons. The coding region runs from base 2 to 1930 and encodes 642 amino acids. The record is from RefSeq and is a predicted model, not a curated record. Gene Ontology annotation, molecular function: methyltransferase activity. Lineage: Eukaryota; Metazoa; Chordata; Aves; Passeriformes; Passerellidae.
AAUGCCAGAUUCUGAAAGUAAUUUGGAGUCUUCACAUGUGGAUGUUAUAAAUGGUACUUCAGUCCUGAGCGAAACGAAAAUUUUGGAUGAGAAGGGAUCUGUUGGAAAAAGAGCAGUGCCUCAGAUUGGGAAGGAUGGCUAUCCUGACUCCAUCUACAUAAAUGCAGCUAAGAUUUUUCAAGGCCUUCGUACUGAAAAGAGUUCAGGUAAAAUCCUGCUGCGCUAUGGCGAUGCCUCGGGGUCUCCCACGGUGGCUUUUAAAGAUGAGCAGUCCAGGCGUGUGUCCUAUGAACUGGCUUUCAAAACUCUAAAAUAUCAAGAUCUUCUUGAAGAAGUGUUGGUAGAGAGUAAGGUUUACCCAUCCUACUCAAUACCAGAUGAGCUAACCAGCUUGCUUGUUGUGAUGCUUUGUGACCUACAAGACCGAAAAUUUCAAAACCGAAAGAUUUUUGCUGAAGAGGAAAAUGUAGCAGAAGUUCAGGAAGUAGGGAAUUAUUUAUACAGCUAUGAGACCAAGCUGGCAGCUGCACUAGCACGAUGUCGCAUCAAACAUGAUGCUCUUUCAAUUGAAUACUUUGUACCAGAAACCAUAUCGAAGCAGGAACAAAGGACUUCUGCUUUACCUAUCUGUUUUUGGAUAAACACAUUUAAAAUCAGCCUUGAAGAUGUUAUCAAAGAUUUGGAGAUGAAGGGGUUCACAAAGGUUGAAUCUGUGCCAGACUUUGACCAUUACACAUAUGCUGUGGACCAACAUUGCCGAGAUGUAUUGGUUUUUCCUUCCUCUCUUAAAGAAGAACUGCUUAAUUUAGAUCUUUCUGCAGAUUGCAAACUCUUGCUGCAGGACAAGUCUCGCAGCCUCGCCGUGCACUCCGCACGCGCGCUGUUGACUGAGGGUGCUGACAUUAUAAUGGCUCACUUGGGUUCCCACCUGACCAUUGCCCAUAUGUCAGUGCUGACAAAUGACAGCAGCUCCAGCAUUUUUGUUUGUGGUGUGAAAUCUUCGGCAAAAGAAGAAGAACUGAUGAACAGUUUCAGUCACAUGGGAUGUACAAAUAUUUGCUUGUUACAUGAAGACUUUACUGAGCUUCGGCCAACAGACCCAAGACUUGAAAAGGCAACAGUUAUUUUGCUGAUACCACAAUGCUCUGAACUGGGUGCUGGCAAUCCAAUGGAGCUUAUUUUAAGUGAACAUGGAGAUGCAGAUUUGCUACAGGACCUUUUCCAGGGAUUUGUGUCGGAGGAUAAACUCAGGAUUCUUGCUGAGAGGCAGCUUAAUGAGUUGCUUCAUGCACUGAAAUUUAACAAAGUACAAGCUAUUGUUUACUGCACUUGCUCAGUUUACCCAGAAGAAAAUGAACUUGUAGUGAAAAAAGCACUGGAAUCUGGAGUGGAGAGAGAUAAAGCACGACGCUAUAGGCUUAUUCCUUCCAUUUUUUCUACUUGCUCUGAUUCAGAGUCUUCCACUGAAAUGUUUUUCAAAAUAGAGCCAUCACAAAUUUCCAGCAGUUGUUUCCUAGCUGUUCUAGAGAGAGAGAAAAAGGUGUCUGCUAAAGACAUUUUGGCUUCUGCUGCAGCAAAAGCUCUACUAGAUGGCGUUGUUGAAGAAAAACCAAAAGAAGAGGUGAAAAAGCCGAAAGUAAAACAACGUAGGCGGAAGGCUGCUGCCGGUGACAGUAAGCCAAAAGCUGCAAAGCUCCCUCCCCGCCCAACUGCAGCUAAGGUUAAGGCUCCUAAAGCAGCCCAUAAGAUACAAGAAACACAUGUGUGCCCCAUAUGCCCAAAAAGCCCAGCCAGUAAGGUGCAAAAAAACCAUGCAGACUCCCCAAAAGAAAAGACUGUGCAAGAGAGAAAAGCAGCCAGUGACACAGCACAGAAGACUGGGCAAGGGAAAAAAGCAGCCAGUAACACACAGCAAAAGAAUGUGCCCUGAACAGACAGCUGUGUUGAGCUGAAGAAAUCUGUGAACCCUGACUGAUACACAGCACCAGUGAAAGUGCAGAAGCCAACAUCUCAUCUGUCACCUUUGGGCAAGGUGUAUGAGACAGACACCUGAUCAAAAGGCAUGCACAGAACAGAACAGGGAUGUACUGAAGCCCACAACAAUCACUUUGGCUUCACUGAUAACACCAUAUGAAAGGCUGUAAUGAAACAAACUCAGGGUAUCAACUUAACGUGGCUUUCAUGGCCAGACUGGAGCACAGGGUCCAAGUGGUUGGAUAUUUCCACCACCCUGGUCAAAAAUGGUCAAGCCAGCUUGGCUGUAUGAACCUUCAGACUCUGCCCUCCCUUUGUAAAGAAGGUAAAGGUUACUGUAUCCUAAUCAAUAGUCUUAAAUUACAGUAUAAAUUUAUGCAAGGAUAAUCUGGCCUUAGGAAAGAUGUAUUAUGGGCUAUGUUUACAGAAAUAUCCAUGUUUAGAUAGUAACUUCUCAUCCAGUAAUCAUACUUUAGGUGAAUGGAGCUCAGCUGCCUAAGGCUGAUAGAUUGUUGGGGGAAGUGAGGUCAAAAACCUAUAGCCUCUUGCUAUACAGUCUGAAGUGACAAGUUGAAUUGUAUACCCAACCCCUCACUGUAUCUGAACCUGUACAGGUAAUCAGUUUCAAAUUGAUGUUUUUAAAGUGAGACUGAAUUUUUUAAAGUGGCUUUUCUUUACAAGUGCUAGAUACUAUUUUUGUGAGUUUCCACUUAUUACAGAUGCAUGGAAAAUAAGCCUUGUAUUUUUAAAACUGGAUGUGAACUUUUGUCCAGGAAACUGGCCAAGUACAUUGAAGCCCAUGCAUAGGCUUUCUAGUGUGUGUUCUCUUGGUUUCUUCUUAAGUGUGCACUGAAAUACUAACAGUGAAAAAUAGAUCAAAUAUUCUCAUGCUAAGAACACUGAAUCGUCAUCAUAAUGUCACAUCAGACUAUGUCAUGGCUCAUAACUGCUUUUUAUCAAUUUCUUAACAUAAACAGUUCUUAGUUGAAAAGAGCUGCUACUGUCAAGGUAACAUUUUUAUAAAUGUUACUGCUAGUCAGCUGAAUAGUGACUGGACAAAGACUAGCUGCCUGUCUUUGGAAACAGCUGUGGGCUUCUAAGCUGCUCCCUUUUGCUAUCAAAGAUAAAAUAACUGUAAAACAUCUACAACUGUCUUGUAAUCUGAGUAGAGGAUAAAAGGAAGCACAGAGAUACUUUUAACAAUAAACCUGAUUUGUAUCUAGAACUUGUAAAAAUGCAAGAGACAGUACAGCAAUACAGAAAGACAAAGGUAUCUGUGGCCCAGAAAUCUUCCUCUAGGCCACCAUUUCAGAUACUUGGGAAGAGUGUUGCCAGGAGCAUCACCACUGUAGUGUGGGACUUAACCAGUUUGACAUACGGGUCUGGAUUUAGACCCAUCCAGAGAAAAUGUUAUAACAUCUCUAUUUUGUCUUCACCCACACCAGUCAGUGUUACUGGAUCAGCAGUACCUUUUUAAGAAAGGAUGUGAAUGAUAUUACCCCAGCAGUGUAGGCAGCUGGCUCUUGUUCAUCUGAUAAAUAUCACUGCUUCACUGAAUCAGUGAAAUUUCCUACAGCAUUUGAAUGUGAGCCAGCUGUCCUAUACAAAGACAUCCCUCACCCUCUGCAUAUCCCUGUGAGCAAUCCAUGCUCCUUGCCUGCUCCAGUAAUACAAUGAACUCUACUCUUAUUUCUGAAUAAACUUGUUAGGAUAGAUUUAGACCAAUACACAUGCCAUGUGUAGAACCAGAAAAAAAAAAUUACUUUAUUUCAAAAACAUCUAGGAGGAGGAGGGAUUCUACAUGUUGGAUGGAAGGAAUGGACACUGUGGAGAUUUUUUUCCCCCAAUAUGGUUGUUAAAUGCUUAAAAUAAGCUUAAGAGAUUCUGCAGUUAAAUAAUGAUCUUUUUUAAAAAAAUCAAGAUCUGUAUAAUUCAUUAUGAAAGCUGAAAUUACUUGUAAAACAACAUACGUGUGUCUAAUAACAGAAUUUCUGGGCUACUUACAUAAUAUGUGCCAUGAUGUCCCUCACUUGGCCUCGUCUUGCUUUCAGGAAUUUGCAUUUUUGACACAGUAUGGAGGUUAAACCAGUCAGUGUCUUGAUGGCUUACCAAGAAUAUCAGAGAGUGAAUUUUUCAACUGCAGGUCAGCAGCUUACUUUGUAAGCAUGGAACAUCACAUGGUGGCAACACCUGGGACUGACUUCUGAUGGCUUGUAGGUAGAUGCCUGUAACAGUCUUUUUUCAGUAAAACUGCAUCUGUUGUAACUAUCUUUCUGUAAUCCAGUUGUUUAUUUGUAAUUUUCAACUAGAAACUGUUGAUUCAGCUUUCCAGAUACAAAAGUUCUCAGAGUACUGCUACUGCCUCU